GACCAGAAGCGGGAACUGCAGGCAAAGCUCGACAGCCUGGACGACGAUGGGAUGGACCGGGUGUUCCAUUUCCUCGUGCCGGACUUCGGCGGAGGCGAGGGCGAGGACGGCCAGAACGUGGUGGACGUGGACCUCGACCAGCUGGCGCCCGACCAGCAGAGGGGCCUGAUCCAAUUCGUUGACAAGGAGCUGGAGAGGGUCGCGGCGGCCGCUGUCCCAGGACCCGCAGCGCCAGCCCGCACAGACGGCUGGUCGCAGCUCCAGCCGUCCCUGGUCCGUCCCGGGGGGGGCCUCAAGCGGCGGCGCCGUGAGGGCGCGGUCGCUGGCGCGGCGGAGCGAGACAUCCCCGUGAAGAACGAGUUCGCGCAGGGCCCCCCGCGCGACGAGGAGAGGGUCUCGGGGCGCGUGGAUGCGCUCGAAAAGCGAGUUGCUGAAGCUGAAGCCGAGAUCAAGAACCUCAAGAAGGAGCUGGCGCGCGAGAAGGAGAAGUCGCGGAAGCGACGGCCCGAUCCCGACAGGAGCGACAGCCCGUCGAAGCCGAAGCCGCCGCCUUCGGCGUUCGCCAGGUACUGCCAGAGCAUCCGGGGCGAGCUGAAGGGUUUGAGCGCUGCGGACCAGUCCGCGCGCGCGGGGAGGAAGUGGCAUGACCUCCCGCUGGCCCAGAAGGGCGCCUUCAAGCGGGAGCACGCGGGGGCCCAGCAGUCCUACAGCGUCGCCCUGGCGGCGUACAGUGAGCAGCAGAAG
Molecule: messenger RNA, 744 nt
Organism: Prorocentrum cordatum
Lineage: Eukaryota; Dinophyceae; Prorocentrales; Prorocentraceae
Source: the annotation of a GenBank genome assembly